This is a messenger RNA of Fraxinus pennsylvanica, 1239 nucleotides long. The record is from the annotation of a GenBank genome assembly. NCBI's taxonomy places the organism in Eukaryota, Viridiplantae, Streptophyta, Magnoliopsida, Lamiales, Oleaceae.
AUGCACCGCUUCGCUCGUGCAUUCACUGUUCUCAGCUCGGCCGAGUCACACUUCCUCCUCCCUUCAUCACCCGCCACCGCCACCGCUACCGCCACCAUACCCUUUCGUGCCCUCAAUCCACCGCUAAGAUCUCUAGCCACCAAAAGUCUCACCAAACCCACACCCAUUUCUGCCUUUAGGCUCCGUGCCAUGGACGCUCCAUCCCCAACAGAUACCGCUGGCGUCGAUGAUUUUAUUCACGUGGGCGACGAGCCACAUGGAAAUUCAGACAAUUCCCAAGAAGGCUCCGUCGAGAGCGUGGUAAACAACGAGUCUCUGCACGAAAAUAGUGCUGGCGAUGGAGAAACUGAAGGCAAUAGUCACAAUUAUGAGAGGAAAGUUCUUCCAGAGGAGCUUUCAAGGAGUGUGGUGGCACUCAGUUGCGAAUCAUCUGCCGAUGGGGGCGUUUGUGAUGUUUAUUUGGUUGGCACCGCCCAUGUUUCUGCGGAGUCCUGCCAAGAAGUUCAAGCUGUGAUCAAUUUCUUGAAACCGGAGGUUGUCUUUUUAGAGUUAUGCUCAAGUCGAGUUGCAGUCCUUACGCCUCAGAAUUUGAAGAUACCCAAGAUGGCUGAAAUGAUGGAGAUGUGGAAGAAAAAUCAUAAUCUUUUUGGGAUACUUUACAGCUGGUUUCUUGCUAAGGUUGCUAGUCAGCUCGAGGUUUUGCCUGGGGCAGAGUUUCGUGUGGCAUAUGAAGAAGCGAUGAAGUAUGAUGGCAGGGUAAUACUUGGUGACCGACCUGUCCAAAUAACAUUACAGAGAACGUGGGCAAAAAUGCCUCUUUGGCACAAGACAAAAUUACUUUACUCCAUCCUGUUUCAAGCAUUUUUCUUACCAAGUCCUGCAGAUCUCAAUAGAAUGCUGAAAGAAAUGGAUGAUGUUGACAUGUUAACUCUUGUAAUUCAAGAAAUGAGCAAGCAGUUUCCAACUCUUAUGGAAACCCUUGUGCAUGAGCGUGAUCAAUACAUGUCAACCUCGUUAUUAAGAAUUGCAAGGGAGCAUAAUUCAGUAGUUGCAGUUGUUGGAAAAGGUCAUCUGCCAGGAAUCCAAACGAACUGGAAGCAGCCUGUUGAUGUGAAGCAACUUCUGAGCAUUCCUUCAGAAAACCGUACUAUUACCGUGGGGAAGAUUAUCACUACCCUAGGAGUUACAGUUGCAGGGGUCGCCAUCAUAUCCGGCCUUUAUUUCUUGAGCAGGAAAUAG